Molecule: messenger RNA, 195 nt
Organism: Gaeumannomyces tritici R3-111a-1
Lineage: Eukaryota; Fungi; Ascomycota; Sordariomycetes; Magnaporthales; Magnaporthaceae
Exons: 1
Coding region: 1-195 (64 amino acids)
Source: RefSeq, a predicted model, not a curated record
AUGGUCUGCAAGCCCGCCAUCAUGCGCCUUGAAACGAGCGAGCCGGGCUCCUCUUAUGACGAGGAGGGACACCGCGAGCCGAGCUCGCCUCCCCUCGGCUGCUCUUGCUGGCGAACCUUCCCUGGCCAAGUCUCGAUGUGGGGACCGUUCGGCUUGGUUGAGGCCUUGGGCCAAGUGCCGUUCCCAUUAGAUUAA